GUUAGUCCGUCACAGUCAUAGCUGGGAUUGGGAACUGUGAACUAAUUCCGGCUGACGACAGAUUUGAACGGCUGUAAGUGGUGACAAAAGGAAAAAAUGUAGACAACAUCAGGAUCCACAGUCAUAAUCAACAGAAUAAUCAGGAAACCAGGCUUUUCUCCCGAUCAGUCUCUUGCAUGCUCCUAUUCCAUCCCAUUGAAGACACUAAAGCAGCACUUUAACAAUGGAGCCAAAAGGGAAGAAUCCAGAGAAAGACACUGCAGCACCAUGGGAGAAAAAAGAUGCAGAAGACACAAGGUUGUCACAGGAGUACUGCACAAGUAGCGGGGCUGGAAGCCCUGGUACAGCAGUAAAUGCUGAAGCUGACAUUCAGCGCAGUGUAAAAGCCAUUAUACGGGAACUGGACCAAGGAGGCUCAGGACUCCAGUGCAGUCGAGGUAUGUUUAGAUGGACAUUGCAUAAGAAGACUGAACGAGAUCCGUACAACAACAUUUUUCUAGUUAAAAUUCUUAUUAGUGAACUGGAACUGGCGAAGAAAAACAGUAAGCACUACAUUCUACCUUUACUGAACAUUUUAAUGUAUGCUAUUAUUCAGGCUGUGUAUAUUCCUGAUGAUCUUCACGAAAAAGCAUAUAAAUUUUGCAAAAAGCUGCUAUCCUUCGCCAAACCCUAUUGCACCCUUGCACAUGAAUAUGCGAUUAUGUUAAAAGCUGAAAGAAAAGCACCAGGUAUAUUAUACCAGAGGUUAAUUAUUUCUGAACAUGGUCUGAAAAAUGACACAUCUCCACACUGGGAAAAGACUUUUGUAUUCGCUGAUCCUGAUGUUAUCUCUGAAGAAGUCUGCAAUGCUCUUUACAAUAAAAUCCAUUCACUGAACCCAAAUGAGAUAGUCACAGUUAAUAUGGGUCAUGUGAUAAAACAUACCAUCCAAGCAGCCCUGGGAGAGAACUGUCAUAUAAGCAGACUGGAUGAAGUCUUGCAGAAUAAGCCUUACAACAUGAUUGAGCUCUAUUUCCAGGAAGUGGUUGCUAUCACAGAGCAGUCUUGUUUUUCAUCAGAGGAGGUGACGACAGCCCAGAAGAAACACAUUAGCAAGUUGCAACAACUUUACCAGAAAAUAAUUAGCUCUACACACCAAGUGGCUGCUCCAAAUGACAGGCUGCAGAAUAUUCUACUGCCAAACCCAGAGAUAAGCUUUUUCAUGUGGAAAGAAGAUGACCUACUCUGGAAGGAACUGGUGCAAUUUGUUAAAAAUCGAUUUGGCAGUGGUCAGGAUUUCGUUAAUAGUGACUCUGACAAUUCUGAAAUGAGUGAGCCAAUAGAUGGUCAUAACUUUGAGCAAACAAGAUUAUCAGUUCUGUCAACAGACAGUGGUAUCGUCAGAGACUGUGGGGAUCCACCUCUUUCAAAUGAUGUGUCACCUGCAGGAGCCAAUGAAAAAGAACAGACCAAGUUGGUCAGAAGACCCUGCAUAAAGAAGAAAAGUUAUGAUUCAGAUAACAUGCUGAGCUUUUCGGAGAUUUAUGAUAAUACAGUAACAGGAGCCAAUAUAAAACUUCAGCGGAAGUUUGGUUGCAAUACGAUGCUUUUUAACUUCAAACAACCAAAGCCUAACACUGCACGUGUUAUGGUGAUUGGGAACGAUUGCAUUUUGGGAAGAUUAGCAAAGGCUUUUCUUUCUUUGAGGAAAAGAGAAACAAGAAGAUGUAUUCUGACCACAAAACUAAACUUACAGUUCUACUACAUCCCUGUUACAAAUGAGAAGCAGAUCCCAGUGUCUGCUGGUAAGGUCAUCCCUUUAUUGCAUAGUGACCUUUCUUGUGAGGUGUCCAGGUAUUUGGGUAGCAUAGAUCCUUGGUAUAACAGCAACAUCAACAGCCUGCGCAAUAUGAUACCUGAACUGGCUAGAAUGUCAACAUCAUUUGGACAACAGUCUGUUGCAGAUCCAUUUAUUGUAGAUGUUACCUCAUACUAUUUACGAAUGGGAUAUCAGCCUGUUUGCUUUCAAAUCUACAGUGUAGUGUUUACUUUUACAGAUGAAACAGUUGAAUGUGUGGAUGAUGUUUUUCUCAUUCAGCUUGAUGCAGACCUUCCAAAAUUGAAGUGUGCUAAAGAAGUCACAUUGACACGAAAGAAGAUGACAUCAGAAGGACUGGGGGUACAAGUUGCAUACAAAAAGAUUGCAUUGAGCAACAGGGAAAGUAUGAGACAGUUUACAAGUCGUUGCAAUGGUUUAAUGAUGAAAGCAAUUCCUUCAACUGGGGCUGAAGAUAUUGUUUGCCUGAAUGUAAAUAUCUCAGGGGUAACGAAUAAAAUGAACUUAUCUGGAAAAAUAUCUUUGACUGAGAACAUCAAGAUCAAAACAUCUCACAUAAAGAUUGAAGUCCAGGAUAGCUGCGGAAAAUCCUUGGUUGUUUGCCUGGACAAGGAUUCUAGGAGGAUAUAUAAGGAUGUUGUUAGCAUUGAAGUGUCGCCUUGUCUGGAACCUGGAUACUGCUUCCAUAAAAUGAGGUCAUUGAGAUUCAGUCAGAAUGAAAAUGAAAACAUUGGAUUAACUAAGUACAUGCCAAAGUGCCUGUUGUUACCAAUCAACACAUUUGCAGGUAUCCUGUAAACUGAUUCAACCUGGGAAACAGUUCACUUUGCUUGAAAAAACAAUCUCAUGGAGCUGCUAGAACAGUAGAGUACAUAGUCACAAUUAAAAGUUCAGUUGUUCAGGAGUGCCCUUUAUUUGUUAAGCAUUGUUUAAGAACAAUUGAACUGAACAAUAUUAUGGACAUUUCCUUCAAGCCUGGAAGGCCAAAGGAGGGAAAAUGAAUCUAAUGAAUAAUACCGACUCUGGUUGGAGAAAUUCAAAGCUAAUUGAAAGUUAUCAGCAGUAUAUCGUAAUAGAGGGGCAUUGCUGUUGAAGUAAACUUUUCAUCUGGGAAUGAUUUUUGACACUAUGGGAAGUAUCUUGCAUUUUGGUUCAAGACCCUGAUGUUGGGAGUCAAAUGGGGGUCCCGACCCUGUGCUGUGUUGGGAGUAGUCACCCAACAAAAAUGUUGUCUGAAUUGGCUUAUCAGUGGCCAGAAGCUGUGAUAGUCGUCCAAUAAGGAUGGGGGAGGACUCUUGAAGCUGGAUAGCCAAUGGAGGCCCUUCAGCAUGGAAGGAGCUGCAGCCUACAUACAUAUUAACAUACAAAUUAGGAACAGGAAUAGGCCACUCGGCCCCUUGAGCCUGCUUCGCCAUUCAGUAAGAUCAUGGCUGAUCUGAUUGUAACUUCAACCUCACAUUCCUGCAU
Molecule: messenger RNA, 3283 nt
Organism: Carcharodon carcharias (great white shark)
Lineage: Eukaryota; Metazoa; Chordata; Chondrichthyes; Lamniformes; Lamnidae
Product: phosphoinositide 3-kinase regulatory subunit 6-like
Exons: 21
Coding region: 224-2614 (796 amino acids)
Biological process (GO): G protein-coupled receptor signaling pathway; positive regulation of MAP kinase activity
Cellular component (GO): phosphatidylinositol 3-kinase complex, class IB
Molecular function (GO): 1-phosphatidylinositol-3-kinase regulator activity
Source: RefSeq, a predicted model, not a curated record